Molecule: messenger RNA, 2079 nt
Organism: Didymella exigua CBS 183.55
Lineage: Eukaryota; Fungi; Ascomycota; Dothideomycetes; Pleosporales; Didymellaceae
Exons: 3
Coding region: 1-2079 (692 amino acids)
Source: RefSeq, a predicted model, not a curated record
AUGUCUGCUCAGAAGUCUUCUCUGAAGAAGGCGCUUUCUUCUACAUCCCCCUCCACUAUUGUACCAUACAAGCUGCUGGAGACAACGAUGCCAAAGCUCAAGAUUAAGAGCGAGACAAGCCCGGAGCAGUCGCUCUCGACCACGUCUUCGAAGCCAAGAGGAGCGAUAGCAACGCUAUUCGCAGCCCCACCAGCUGACCGCAAGAGAGAUGGUGAUGCUCCACGCCCUCCGACCAAGUAUACACCGCGACCUCUGCCUUUGAGAGCCUACCAGGAUGCGUAUAAACACACGCAAGAUCAAUCUGCUCUAGCGAAGGUCAAGAGCGAGCCCAACAACAUCGAGAACAGUGUUUUCGCCGUGCCCACGCCGGCUGCAGAUCCAGACCUUCUGCCACGAGGUAACACGCUUGUUGGGGGGCGCUUUGGUACUCAGGCUCCGCCAGUGGCAUUGUCUCUUUCGUCUCGUCCGGUCUCGGCAUCAAAACAAACCGCAAUUUUCACCUACCCCCAUCACAACUUCUUGGCCAACUACUUCACACCGCGUUCCAAUCAGUUUUUGGUAAAUCACUGCACAGUUCCAACGCAUACGAAAACAGUCCAGCGAGCCGCAAGCAUGGACAGCUUCGGUUUCGGCAGCGGCGAUGGGUUCGGCGGAGGCGGUGGCAUGGACUUCAACGGUCUGGGCACCUACACAGGUAUUCAAGAUCAGAUGCCCCAGAUGGUGACACUGCCUCUGGAGGAGGUCCAGGAGCUCCACCGUGAAGUGCAUGUGCAGAAGGACGUCGUGAGCAGGCUCUUCGACCUGAACUCGCAGUUAAUCACGAGGGUGAACAUCUUGGAGACACGCGUCGGGCAGCUUGAGGAAAACAACGCGCCGUUCCACACUUUACCAAACUCCAACAUUGGUGCACCUUUUGCCGCCCCAAUGAACGCUAGCGGGCUCCUCGAUCCUCGCAGUACCAAGGCACUUCCCUCCAAGGUGACCCGGAAGCAAGCCACGAGAGCUUCCGCGAAGCGCCCUGUUGCAGUGGCAUUCACCGCAGAAGACUCUGGCAAUCCAGGACGUACGAAGUCACGUAAGAAGCUUCAGCUCCAGAUUCCUGAGGGCGUGCCUCCAGCUGCGCCUGGCAUGGGUAUACCCACCCCGAUGCUUUCAGUCAGUGACCCCUCUAACCUCGCGCUGAACUUGAUUGACACUAUACAGGCAUUUCAUACAGCACCCCCGCCAACUCUGGUGCCUUCCUUCCCUAACACUCCGCGUACACCAUACACUCCAGGUAGAAUUGGCCCCCCAGACUCUUACAAGAAGACAACCACAUCCAUCAACAAGCGCGAGAUCCACAACCUCAACAAAUCCAUACCACCCGCACACGUUCAGCUUCCUAUGGUACCGCUUACCGAUACCGAGGUGAUCGUCUACUUCUUCAAUUCGCUAUCGAAGCCCAGCGUCUCCCUCCGGCUGUACUCGCGCGGCUGGGGACCGGCUUCGAUCGUCCAGUGCUUGAACGAAUACCGCGAGGUCGAUCCACCUUACCUGCGCAAUACGUGCUCUGUAAAGUGUACGACCGCCAUAAAGCUGGGAAGGAAGCUGUACGGCGCCGAGUGGGAAGAUGAACACCGUGCUGUCUUUGCAGAUGCAGAAGACGCCAAGGCAACGGAUCUCAUUCGCGCCGAUGAGAACGUUACCGUCGACUACUUCGUCCGCGCUCUGGGCGUCAAACUCAAGAAGCAUCCCAGUGGACAAGAGGGUGGUAUCUUUGCCGAGUGCGUCAAGUACUGUAUCGAGAAAAAUGUUGCUUACACCAUGUCGAGCGUUUUCCAGUUGGCCAUGGACCUACAGAAUGGUAAGGUUCCCCAACAUCCAGCCUCACCAGCCCUUUCGGAUACGGUCGCUCCUCCAAGGACUCUGCAGGCCGCUAAGGACGACGACGAGACCGACGGUGAAUGGAGUGACGACGAGGCUCACGGUAGCCCUUCCCCGCUCGCCCAGCGUUCAUCGUUCCUCGGACGCACGGCUGGUCUGAUCAACUUCACUGCCGGCAACACUCAGCACGAGGACCACGAUGAGAAGGGGGCCUGA